GAAGCUUUUCGAGUUUGUCCUCUGGAGUUCUCAAGGACACUUUCACAACUGGAACCAGUAGUUACAAUGUCCUACUACAGAGCAAGGAGGAGAAAAAGCACCAUUCACAAAAGCGGUUUUCCUCUGCCUGCUCCAAACAACAUAGAAAGCCCAGCAAAUCUCCCAGUUCCUCUCAUAGCAAAGACCCUAACAGGAUGACAGCCCUGGUGCCUGUGACAAGCACUGGUACUUGGUACUGCCUAGAUAAGCAGUCUGCUGUUUUUGUCACUAGUUCAGUACCAAGUCCUGUAAAGUUUACCUGUGAUAUCUCUGUUACAGGAAGCGGCCUAACACUGCCACCUAAACCGAAAAGCAAGGUCAAACGACGCAAUCUGACCCCUCUUCCAAAGCCAAAGCAGCAGCCCCAGCUGUGUAGAAGCUUUGAGAAAGGAGAUGACCUCUCUGGGAAAAAGCUUUGUAUAUUGACGGCGAUAAAGCCCAUCAACCUGGAGAAAGAAAAGCUGCGGUUCUUCAAGUCAGAUUUUACUUACAACCCUCAGUUUGAGUAUGCCAACCCCACUCUGCCAGGUGUGUUAGCCAAGCACAGCACCGCCUCUGACAGGUUUCUUAAGCAGUCCAUCAAUAUUAUGGAGCUGACUUUACAGAAAUAUGGAAGUUAUGAAAAAUUUGAACAAGCUACUGGUGGUAGCUUGUUGUCUAAAACUCGAAUCUGGAGUCACGUUAGGAAGUACAUGGUGAAGGAAGGCUGCCUGGGAGAGAUUGUAGUUCAUCUCACCGAAGACCUGCUUUCCAGGGCUUCCAUGACAGUAGUAAACGGAUGCCCAACUCUAACCAUCAAUAUUUCUACUGCACGAGAGCAUUGGCUGGAGGGCAUGCUGAGGCACGAGAUAGGCACACAUUACUUUCGGGGCAUUAACAACCUUCAGCAACCGUGGAACAGUUGGAUUGGCCGAAAAAAACAUGAGCUGAAGCCAAACAAUCCUACAGAGGAAGGACUGGCAAGCAUUCACAGUGUCCUGUUCAGAAAAGACCCCUUUUUGUGGAGGGCUGCUCUUCUGUACUACACAGUGUAUCAAGCCAGCCAAAUGUCUUUUUGUGAACUCUUCAAAGAUAUUGGCAAGUUUGUCAAGGACCCUAAUACAAGAUGGGACUAUUGUGUAAGAGCCAAGAGGGGGUGGACUGACACUUCUCAGCCAGGGUGUUUCAGUAAAGACCAGGUGUACUUGGAUGGAAUCCUUCAAAUCCUUCGAUUCAGAGAGUCCAUAGACUUUCAUCUGCUGACUGCCCUGGGCAAGGUAUCUUACGAAGAUGUGGAUCGCUUAAAAGAAUUGGCCGUUACUGAAAACAUGCGAGUCCCGCACUUCCUUCAUGAUCACAGCCGGUACAUGGAGCACUUAGAGAAGAUCAUGGAGGUGAACGAGCUGACUGAUGCUGAGCUGAAAGACCUCAUCUAAGCAGCAGAGCCGGCUCUUCGUGGCUGUUAGCAGCUAGGGCACCAGCACCUGCAGAACUAGAGGAGAGCGGCCGACCCCCACGUGCUGAAGACCAGCUCUCAGGAUCCAGCUGAAAUUCUAGGUUAUAUGUAGACCUGAAAGUAUUUUCCUAAAACAUUUCUAUAGACUGCGGGUGGAAGUCACUUCUCUUUUCAUUCAGAUCUCUCCAGAGACAAAUGAAGAUUCUGCUGCUGAUGACUCCAGGAUGCGUUGUGAACUUGAGCACUAGGGCCAGCUCUGGAUUGGAGGUGGCCAAUCUUUACGCUCUGCUGUGUAAAUUCCAAGGUUCUAUUUCCUCUGCUAAACAGUGAGAGUUGUUCUUCUUUGAAAUACCCAUUUUGUAACACCCCAGAAGGCUAGCAAUAUCUAAGAGUUCUUAUUUUUCUUAUGUUAAGUAAUAUUAAAAGGAGAUUGAAA
Messenger RNA from Grammomys surdaster, 1910 nucleotides. RefSeq names its product KIAA0895 ortholog (gene Matcap2). Lineage: Eukaryota; Metazoa; Chordata; Mammalia; Rodentia; Muridae. The record is from RefSeq and is a predicted model, not a curated record. The transcript is spliced from 6 exons. The coding region runs from base 195 to 1454 and encodes 419 amino acids.